Messenger RNA from Porites evermanni, 3163 nucleotides. The record is from the annotation of a GenBank genome assembly. NCBI's taxonomy places the organism in Eukaryota, Metazoa, Cnidaria, Anthozoa, Scleractinia, Poritidae.
AUGAAUUCAAGCGCAUCUUCCAGUAGCGAAAACAUAACUGAAUGCAAAGGAAGGAUUCUUCUUUCUUCUAAUACCACAGAGGCCCGUGCGGUAACUGUUACCUUAAUAAUCGUGAGUUUAAUUACUCUCCCCGUUACAAGUCUAUUGAACGGACUUGUCAUAAUCGCUGUAAAAGCAAAAUUUCGAUUGAAAACCAAGUCCAAUAUAGCACUUGCAUGCUUAGCGACCACAGAUUGUUUCAUGGGUGUGAUUGGACAGCCUACUUUUAUCGCAGUGAACAUAGCAAUUCUACAAGCUACAUCUUCUAAUACAUACUGCUUCAUAAGGCAACUAUCGAGCGUCGUCAUCACAGUAUUAGCCAGAGCAUCGCUGUUACACCUAGCUCUGAUGUACCUAGACAGGUACAUUGCCAUAAAGCACCCGUACAGGUAUACAAAUAUGGUCACAACAACUCGCAUUCUCUGUUCUUCCGCGUUUGUGUGGAUUGUGGCACUACUCUCGACUGUAACUUCUUCCCUCAUUAACAACAAACUUUACAAACAGCUGACUGAUGGCAACAUAAUCACGUUCUUCUGUACAGCCACAAUUACUUUUUGUCAAAUCGUCCUUUACUACGAGACUCGCCGUCACGAAAAACAAAUCGCUGCUUGCCAAGUUUUAGAAAACGACAGGCAAAAAUUCGUAAAGGAGAAGAAAGCACUUAAACUCACAACGACUGUUCUGUUUUUCUUAGUACUGACUUAUUCGCCUGCGAUUGUUGUUCGAAUUCUUUUCAAUAACUAUUUCUUCGAGUCCUUAAAUGCAGCACAAAUUGCCUUAGCGAUAGCGAGUUUUUUAAUAAAACAUAACUCACUUAUAAACCCAAUUAUUUACUGUAUUAGAAAGAGACAAUUUCGGAUAGCGUUUACUGAAAUACUCUUCAGAAAAAUUAAUUUACAGCCUCGUACCCAGGCCUGUUCGCGCUAUCCGAGUGACCAGAGGAGGCGAAUUUUCCCGACAAGCUUGACAGGUGACGUCACAUCCGAAAUCGCCGAGGACGACUGGGGCUGAGUAAUUUACAGGCUCAAUAAACUAAAAUGGGAGUUGAUAGAGCAAGAGAAGGACUGAGGUGGUGAAGUCAAAGUAACAAACAGAAAAAUUCAGUCAGGAGUGCCAACGGUUGAACGCGGCAUCGCCGAUAAUGGCUGCGACAAGGGUUUUGAAGUCAUAUGCGACGCUUCGACAGCUCAAUAAACUUUUCAGAUGACUUUAAUUUUCUACAGCCCAAUUUUUAGCCAAUUUUUUAUUGACCAUGCAUCCUACAGAGCGAAAGAAUAUCUUGCGGAUCAUAGUCACUGUUUGACCUGCUGUUACUUACAUGUACUUUACUUAGAGGUUUAACCAAGUAAAUGUAAAAAAUACAGGACGUUCUUGUAUUUUUGUUUUUUUUGUUUUUUCAAUUGAAUGAAUCAUUAAGUGAUAAAUUUUGCUUAAAAGCGGCAUUCGAUUAUAAAUGGCAAAUUAUUAAAGCGAGUUGGAAUAGUCUUGAGGGACUCAAGUUCACUUAAGUAGCGUUCUCACUACUUGAUUAACAAUUGACAGGAUAUGCACUAGAUCCGUCACAGUAACAUAUCUUUUGUUUGCGACCAGGUUGAUUUGCUGGCCUUUUAAAGACACUCUAAACUCAAUCUACUUUUUCCAUUUUAAGGGCUCUUUUGAAUCUUCCACCUUGGAUUACACAUGACAAUAUGAAAAUCACUUUCUUAAACAGAAACUAAAUGUUUAGAAUUUUGCUAAAAGUUAAGUGUACAGUUGAACCUCCAUUAACCGGCCACCUAUUAAUCGAUAAGUACCCAAAGUUCCGAAAAUAUUGUAGAAUAGAGUUGUGAACUUUAGCUUAAUCAAGCAGCCACGGCCUGGCCAUUUCGAAAGUUUAUAGACUCUUUAUAGUAUUGUUGGUGUUGAGUUGGGAACCUCAUUUAAACCUCUGUUAAGCGGCUGCCUUUGGCCACUCCGACGCGAGUUCUCCUUAUUGUUUUCAACCCCAUUAAGUGGCCACUAAGCGUUUGAUCCACUUUGGUUGGCUUUGUUUGGAAAUAUAAUAAACGAAAAUGCAGUUCGAGAUAGAUGGUGACGACUCAUUUUGUACUCGUAAACUAUACGUGUUACAUUAUACGUUUACAGACAUUGCCUACAUUUUCGGUUAUAAAGUUUACGCCAUAGUUGACAGCACCUUUUGUGUUCAGUUGAUAGAACCUCAUGCCAUCAUUACGAGGAGACUUUGCUUGUUAGUCAAAAUACUGCAGUUUUUCUCAGUCUUACACCUGUCUCAAGUGCGAAAGUUGUGACAAGCCUUAAAAGCUGUUUGCUUCAGGAUAAAGUGAUGUUUUUGCGAAAGAAUAAGUACCUUUUUAAGCAUCUUAAGCGGCCACUCGCCGGAGUAGCGACAAGAGACCGCUUAAUGAGGUUCAAGAGUACUCAUUUCCAGUGGUUUGUUAUGAAUUAAUUUCUGGUGAAAAGCAAGUUGUUUUGUUUUGGCAGAGUGUUCCUUUGUUCCCAACACUCACAAAAAGCAGAGUAAUGUUACUUAAAAGAACCUUAAUAUUCGCUACGGCCUCUUACCAAAUAAUUUGUCUCCUAAGUGCUGUUCGAAGCAAUGUGUUUACUCUGAAAAAAAAAAAAAUAAUCGCACUUGCGUACUUAUGUUUACCAAUUGUUUAAAAAGAGCUAAAGUCAUUGCGUCUGAUCGAUAUAAAGCUAGUUCCUCAUUACCUCGGAAAACAAGCCUCAGAACAGGAUGAAUUCAAGCGCACCCUCCAGUAACGAAGACAUAACUGGCUGCGAAGGAACGAUUCUCGUUUCCAACACCACAGAGGCUCGUGCGGUAACUGUUAUCUUAAUUAUCGUGAGUAUAAUUACCGCCCCUGUUACAAGUUUGCUGAAUGGCCUUGUGAUAAUCGCUGUGAAAACAAAAAUCCGAUUAAAAACCAAGUCCAACAUAGCACUUACAUGCUUAGCGACCACAGAUUUUUGCAUGGGGGUGAUUGGACAGCCUAUUUUUGUCGCCUUGAACAUAGUAGUUUUACAACAAGAGACGUCUUAUACAUACUGCCUCAUAAGGAAACUAUCGAGCGCCGUGCUCACGAUCAACGAGCACGGGCAACGAUCUUACACCUUGCUCUAA